GGCCCCGCCGCGGCCGUCCCAUGUCCCGCAAGGCCGGCGACAAUGUGGAGUACACGCUGCGGAGCCUGAGCAACCUGAUGGGCGAGAAGCGGCGGCGGCAGGCGGAGGGGGCCGCCGGCUCGGGCGCGGCGGCGGCGGGCGAGUGCAGCCUGAUCGCCGCCGAGUCGUGCUCUAGCCUGAACAGCGCGACGUCGGGCGCGGAGCUGGAGCGGGCGGCGCGGCGGCAGUUCCAGCGGGACGAGACGCCCGGCUUCGUCUACGUGGUGUCCGUGUUCUCCGCCCUCGGGGGCUUCCUCUUCGGCUACGACACCGGCGUGGUGUCGGGGGCCCUGCUGCUCCUCAAGCGGGAGCUGAACCUGGACGCGCUGUGGCAGGAGCUGCUGGUCUCCAGCACGGUGGGCGCCGCCGCGCUGUCCGCUCUGGCCGGCGGCGUCCUCAACGGGCUGUGUGGCCGCCGGCCCUGCAUCCUGCUGGCCAGCGGCCUCUUCACGGCCGGGGCCGGCGUGCUGGCGGCCGCCCGCGACAAGGAGACGCUGCUGGGGGGCCGCGUGGUGGUGGGACUGGGCAUCGGUGUAGCAUCCAUGACAGUGCCUGUGUACAUCGCAGAAGUUGCUCCGCCGCACUUAAGAGGCAGAUUAGUCACCAUUAACACCCUGUUCAUCACUGGAGGGCAGUUUUUUGCAAGCGUCGUGGAUGGACUGUUCAGCUACCUCGUGAAGGAUGGAUGGAGGUACAUGUUGGGGCUGUCAGCUGUGCCAGCAGUUAUACAGUUUUUUGGCUUCCUGUUUCUCCCUGAAAGCCCCCGCUGGCUGAUUCAGAAAGGCCAGACUCAGAGAGCAAGGAGGAUUCUGUCUCAGAUGCGUGGCAACCAGGCAAUCGAUGAGGAGUAUGACAGUAUCAAAAACAACAUUGAAGAAGAAGAAAAAGAAGUUGGAGCAGCUGGACCUGUGAUCUGCAGAAUGCUAACAUACCCUCCAACUCGAAGAGCCUUAAUUGUGGGUUGUGGUCUGCAGAUGUUUCAACAACUGUCAGGGAUUAACACCGUCAUGUACUACAGUGCGACCAUCCUGCAGAUGUCGGGGGUUGAGGAUGACAGGCUGGCCAUCUGGCUGGCUGCCCUCACGGCCUUCAUCAACUUCAUCUUCACUCUGGUGGGAGUCUGGCUCGUUGAGAGGAUGGGCCGCCGGAAGCUGACACUGGGCAGCUUAGCAGGCACUGCUGUAGCACUCAUUAUCCUAGCUUCGGGAUUUUUGCUGUCAGCUCAGGUCUCGCCAAGAGUCACACUUAAUCCACCAGAUCCUUCACAUCAAAACUCUACCUGCACAAAAUACAGUUACUGUAAUGGAUGUAUGUUAGAUCCAGACUGUGGUCUCUGCUACAAACUGAAUAAAUCAAGUGUUGUUGAGUCCUCAUGCAUCCCUGUUGACAAACAUUCGACGAUGAAAGCCGCUUGGGGCAGGUGUUCAAAUGAAACCAUAUUCAAAAAAGAAGAUUUGUUUUGGGCGUAUAAUUUCUGCCCCACCCCAUACUCCUGGACAGCACUUCUGGGCCUUAUUUUAUACUUGGUUUUCUUUGCACCUGGGAUGGGUCCCAUGCCCUGGACCGUGAAUUCUGAAAUCUACCCUCUGUGGGCUAGAAGUACAGGAAACGCGUGUUCAUCUGGAGUCAACUGGGUUUUCAACGUGCUGGUGUCACUGACCUUCCUGCAUACAGCUGAAUAUCUGACCUACUAUGGAGCCUUCUUUCUGUACGCAGGGUUUGCUGGCCUGGGACUCCUUUUCAUCUAUGGCUGCCUUCCUGAGACUAAAGGGAAAAAGCUAGAGGAAAUUGAAUCUUUGUUUGAAAGCAGGCUAUGUACAUGUGGCAGUGCUGGGACUUUUUAGCAGCAGAAGACAAUCUCUCUUUGCCAGCGUUGUUUCCUGGACGUUCUCAGAAGUGGCAUUUGGUUGUUUCCCACACUACAAUUCAGUCUCUCUUAGAGCAGUUUUCUGAAGUUUUACAUCCUGGGCCCUUUUUCUUGAGGCAAAGCAAUUGAAUCACAAGCAUCUUGUUUAUUGUCACUACUUCCUAUGAGGAUGCAAAAUAUAUUGGCUUCUUUGCUGUCAAUCCCCUUUCCUACCCACAGAGUUGGGUUUUAGUCUUCCUCUUAAGGUUGCUUUACACAAAGGAAACAUUCCACACCUUAUUAACCCCGGACCUACUACCAAGCAUCAUGUAUCUUAAAAGUGAGAUCAAAUACUUGAAAUUAAUCUUACAUAAUUAGGGCAAUUAGGGUUUUAUUUUUAGAAUCUGUGAACGUUUAUAAUGUAUGAAGGUAAUUAAACAAAUGUUUCUAUUUUGCAAAGAUUUUUAUAUUUGUGCUUAUUUUAAGUUUUAAGAAUUUUUGCUAAGGGUAGUGCUAGUGACAUUCCAGACAGAAGAAUACAAAUACAAAUGCAGUUGAGUCAUUUCUUACGACAGAACGUUAAUUUAUGAAGUAGCAUAAGUAGCACACCUAAGCACAAUGUUGUCCUACAGACAGCUUUCUGCAGGAGGUGGGUAGGAGUUCCUUUGCAGGGACUGCACCUUCAUUCAGGUAUUCUGUGCAUGAGGAGCGCUGCUGGUAGGGCUGUGUGUGGAUCAGACACUGAUCACACUCUACAGUUUGAAAUAUUUCAGCAGCUCAGAUUCUUUACAGGCUUGGACCUAUGAGCAAGAAUAAAAGGAACAAUUCCUGAUGAGUUUUUAACCUUUCGUAUUUUAAUUCACCUUAAUUCACCUAUGGGGGUUUAUUAACCAUGUUCAAAUUCUUACAGUGUUGGGGGCAGGGGGGUGUGUGAAGUAAUUUGCAACUUGUUUCUUCCCACUGUCAAUUUGUUGCUCAAAAUCAUUUCUUAAAGGGAGAAACAAACUUGGUUUUAAAAGAAAACCAAACCAACAAAAGUAAAGCAAGCCCCUGGGACUCUUUUGAGGGCUGAAGCUGCAUUGUACACGUGCGCCUUAGGUUGCUGCCAUAGACAUUGACAACCAGCGAGUCUCAGUGCCUCCCCUGUCAGACGGUGUGGGGUAAGAAACAAAAGAUGUGGCACGUUUCAGUAGGGAUAGGAUUGGAGCCGACAGGAGCUGUUGGCAUCUCUCCUGAGGGGCAGAAGGGCAGGGAACCAGGGAGGUUCCCGGCGCAGGUGGCGUCCUGCAGAGGGCAGCAGGACGGGCAGGCUGAGGGCAGGGGCUGUGUUUCCCCUCUUCAUGGGGGUGAGGACACGGCAAUAGAGAUAGCAGAGCGAAUGCUUUCUUCCUCUGUGAAGUCUCUGUCCUCAGCUGGACAAUAGGAGGAAGUUUUGACUGAAGCUCACUGCGGGGCUCCUGGCAGUCCAGGAGGGCCUGUGCUUUGGGCACUCCCUGCAAACACACUGCGGGUCGGUCAGAGCAGGCCCCGCUUCUCAGCCUCACACCCACCCUCCACUGCUCAGCGUACUGCUGCUCCAACACAGACAUCUUGAAGUUCUCCUUGCGAUUGCCUUAGAGGCUCUGCAGGCCAAACUCAGUGGGGACGGGUCAGAGCCUUCAUUGCACAGAGCAGGAGCUAAGUCAGAGUAGCAAGUCGUGCGAAGCACUUUAACGAGUCAGAUAUCUGUGCACUCUUUUCUGAGAGAGCCAAGCCAACCAAACCCCAUUCCUCAUUGGGAAGAAAACAGAGCUUUGUGUACCAGGCCAGAAGCAGAUAAUGCCACAGUAUGUGCUUUAUGGCAAAAUGUGUUUUUAUUGCAGGUAAUAUUUACAGCUUAUAUGUAGCUGCUGCCUAUCAAGUGACACAAUUGUUCUCUGGAUUUUAACGAGUCACAUUUUUGUGCAAAACUCUUGGUGGUUUUCUAUCAAUCUCCAUCGCCUUGUGUACAGUACAGUAAGCGUAGUCCACAAAGUGGUCUAGGUUGUGGCAGUGUUAAAAAUGUCAGCACAGUAAAACCUAGGUGAACAUUGUUAAAGAAUAAUGUUGUUAGUGAUAUCGGGGGUUAAAACUCCUUAAAGGCAACUAUAUUAUAGAUUUUAAAAGUCUGAAAAAAAAAAGGCAAUUCUUAUCUAUUUUGUGUAUGUUUUCAUAUAGAGAGUUUUUUAUGUGCCGAUAACCAUCACUGUAGUGUUUUGUAAAUGGGUGUUAAUGGUGUUCCAGAGUUGUGUAUAUGAGCAUUCCCUUUAGCCAGGCUGAGCUGUCAGCGUGACCCAGCGGCAUGUUUCACACCUCUCCUCGAGGCUCACUGUCAGCUUCACUACAGCACAUGGGGAGCUGGACCAGAACCCGGCCUUGGGAACCUGCAGUUCACCUCGAGGCCCACUUCCUCAUGUUUUUUCCUACACGGUGUGUUACAGCUGAAUGACUCGGUGUGUGUAAUUAUAAAGCUUCAAGCGUGCUUCAGUUGCACUCCGAUCCUUCAAAAUUCAGUUUGACAUUUCAUUGUAUUUGCACAAGGAAGGGGAGCGCUGAUUAAUUAUGAGUAACGUCCCUGUAUUUCUAAAGGAAACAUCCGUUCAGGAAGUGUUAAAGGCAAAUUUCUGUCGCUGCCUUAAACAUCACACAGACUUUGGAGAGGACUGAAUGUAGGACUGACGUCGUGACUUCUGCAGGAGAGACUUCAGCUGGGGGGCUGGGUGCUGGGGGGAAGCCCAAGGGUUCCCCGGUGCUGGGCUGCCAGCCCCAGCUCGUGCCCCCGCCCUG
Tympanuchus pallidicinctus (lesser prairie-chicken) is the source of this 4690-nucleotide messenger RNA. RefSeq names its product solute carrier family 2 member 13 (gene SLC2A13). The record is from RefSeq and is a predicted model, not a curated record. NCBI's taxonomy places the organism in Eukaryota, Metazoa, Chordata, Aves, Galliformes, Phasianidae. The transcript has 11 exons. Gene Ontology annotation, biological process: transmembrane transport. Gene Ontology annotation, cellular component: membrane. Bases 21 to 1883 code for a protein of 620 amino acids. Gene Ontology annotation, molecular function: myo-inositol:proton symporter activity.